UUAUUUUCCUGUUAUUCGAAAAAUUAAUAAUAAUAAAUAAAAUAAGACGUUCGUGUAUUUAACCCCGCAGAGAGUGAGCUAGAUCGAUACAGAGAAAGAGAGAGAAGAGGAUAAAGAAACGGCGAGUUUCAGCUGUUGUGAACAGAGGAAGAGACACGUGAUCGUGUGUCUUUAGAGAGAGACAAAUGGUUGGACCGUCGCGGCCUCAGAUCGUUCUUUUUGGAUCCUCCAUCGUCCAGAUGAGCUUCGGCCACGGAGGUUGGGGCGCCAUUCUCUCCGAGGUCUAUGCUCGUAAGGCAGACAUCAUUCUGCGGGGAUAUUAUGGAUGGAACUCAACUCGUGCUUUUGAGGUUGUUGACAAAGUGUUCCCCAAGGAUGCUGCGGUACAACCUUCUUUGGUAGUUGUAUAUUUUGGAGGGAACGACUCAAUGGGACCUCAUCCUUCUGGUCUAGGACCUCACGUGCCACUACCUGAAUACGUUGAUAACAUGAAGAAGAUCGCUUUUCAUCUUCAGAGCCUUUCAGACUCAACUCGUAUCAUAUUUCUAAGUUGCCCUCCAGUGGACGAAGCCAAAGUUCGUCAAAACCAGAGCCCAUACUUGAGUGAGGUAAUCCGCACAAAUGAGCUAUGCAAGACGUAUUCAGACGCUUGUGUGGAGCUAUGCAAAGAGCUAGGCUUACAAGUAGUUGAUCUCUUCUCCACUCUUCAAAAAGUGGAUGACUGGGAAACCGUUUGCUUCACAGAUGGGAUUCAUUUGUCAGCACAAGGAAGCAAACUGGUAGCUGCAGAGAUACUGAAAGUGGUUAAAGAAGCGGAGUGGAGACCUUCGCUUCACUGGAAAUCGAUGCCAACAGAAUUCUCAGAGGACUCUCCUUAUGAUCUUGUUUCAGCAGAUGGCAAAACGACGUUGAACUCUUCGGAAUGGACGUACUUCUGGGAAGAACAAUGGGAGUAAAUAGGCCUGGGCAAAAUAACCGGAACCGAAGAACUGAACCGAAACCGAACCGAAAUACCCGAAACCGGAACCGGACUAAUACCCUCAAAAACCCGAACGGUUCCUAUAUUUUUAUACCCGAAAUAACCGAACCGAACCUGAACCGAACCGAGAACCGAACGGGUACCCGAAUAUAUAAAAAUAUUAAUUAUAUAUACAUAUAACAUCACUAAAUA
Molecule: messenger RNA, 1171 nt
Organism: Brassica napus (rape)
Lineage: Eukaryota; Viridiplantae; Streptophyta; Magnoliopsida; Brassicales; Brassicaceae
Product: GDSL esterase/lipase CPRD49-like
Exons: 6
Coding region: 186-956 (256 amino acids)
Molecular function (GO): hydrolase activity, acting on ester bonds
Source: RefSeq, a predicted model, not a curated record